GACAUAGGAGCGAAAUGAAGAGUUUUAUCGGAUUAUUCCUUGCCCUAGCGGCUUUGAUUGACCUAGCUAAUUCAAUGAGCACGGGAGAAUAUAUUUGCCGUGCAGGAGAAGCUGAAGGUUCAGUUGAAGUUACAGUUGUUAAGGAUGUAAACCACGUAGAAUUAAGAAUCGGUGACAACCCUCCUGUAAUCGGAGAAGAAAUCAACCCCUACGAAGCCGAAUUUAUAAAACACAAAACAAAUAUUGAAUGCACGGCUUUCGGAAGUUUCCCAGCAGCCCAUAUUGAACUGUAUUUAGGCACGGACAAAAUCGAACCAGAAUCCAACUUAAACACAAAGCUUAUUGGUACUGAAUACAAAUCGGCCAUUGUAGCGAGAAAAACAUUGUAUCCCAAACAUUCUGGUAAGAAGUUACGAUGCGUUGCGUCAGUCCACUUGCCACCCGAGACUCCAUUACAACCCGUGGAGAAAGAAAGCAGUAUUCCCCUUCAUAUCAUUACACUGGUUCCGUUAAUUACCUGUAAAAAUAAAACAGCUUCCAUGAAAGAUAAAUAUGUUAAUUUAGAAUGCGAUGUGUCUGCUGAGAAACCAAUGAGAAGUUUGUUCUGGAAACUAGGGUAUAAUAAUCAAUAUAUUUACCCUGGUAACAAGACGGCAGAUUUUGAUGAGGUUACUGUGGAGGAAAUUGAGGGAAAUGACAAGAACAAGAGAGUUACAUUAAGUAUCUAUAAGAUGAAAAAAGAACAUUUUAAUUCUAUUUUCUACCUGAUCGUAGAAGAUAAUAGUGGAGAAAUUUAUCAAGAACCAGUUUAUAUCAGCCAAUAUUACAGCAGUGGUUUAAUUUUACGACCCUGUUUAUUAACUCUUUUAAUACUAGUUUUUACUCAAUUAUUCCAUUAGUGAAACGAUAAUGCGAUGGUAUCUUACGUAUAAAGGGUUAAAGUCACCAGAUGUUGGAAAACGAAAAGGAUUAAUAAUUGGAUCAAAGGGAGAUAACUCUAAUGGAUAUGUUUGGUUUCUGAAGCUGGCAAAGGAAUUUGUAACUUUUAUUUUCAAAAUGUGCUAAUAUUAUUUCUCUUGUGCUAAAGUAGAAUUUUUCUCUACUUCACAUUUUGAUUUCAUUAAUACAUUGUUAAAGAGGCAAAAUUGCAAAAAAAAUUAUACCUGAAAAUAUUUCUAAAGUAUGUUAUUUAUAUCUAUGUAUCUACUUGAUCAAACUGAAUUUGUUUUAAAAGGGUUAAUUAAAAACGUUGUAAAUUAUACCUGAAAAUAUUUCUAAAGUAUGUUAUUUAUAUCUAUGUAUCUUCUUGAUCAAACUGAAUUUGUUUUAAAAGGGUUAAUUAAAAACAGAGAGUACUAAUUGUUAAUUAAGCAGAUAUAUAGACAUAAAUAGCCUAAAAACGUAAUGAAAUUUAAAACCUUACGUAAUGUUUUCAAAUAGUUUUGUCGUUUAAAAAUUAACGACUGGAUUUGUUUAGUUAAAACUUUCAGAUACGUUAAAGGACACAUUUCUAUAGAUUUUGGUGUAUAGUUUUCACAAAUUUGAGCCAAAAAAAAGGGGAAUCCCCCUUUAAUUAUGUUAGUGCUUUUUCUUUGAACAAAGAAUUGAAUUCACCUCAACGUUUUUUUUAGAAAAUUUUUGAUAGAGCCCUGCAAAGACUUUUGAAAAUAGCUUUGAAAUAAACUCGAACAUUUACAAUUGUAAAUAGUUUUUGUUAGUAUCUUUUUAACUUGUAAAUAUCAUACUCUUUCUUAAAGGGACACUACCCAUGUCCAGUAGCUUAAAGGGAUAGUACCUCUUAGAAUGAACAUAAAAUUUAAGUUCUCGAAAUGGUCAAUAUGAGUAUAUAUUCACCAGGUAUAUCUACUGGCUCUUAUUCGCCGAGUUUAAAAUUCUUCAAUUUUAUGUUAAUUCUAAGACGUAGUAUCACUUUAAAGUCCUAGCAAAUUUUUCAAGUCUUUGAUAGUAUUCUUGCACUGCCGAUUUUUCUACUCCGCGAUCACAAAGGCAAAGACUUCUGCCUGCAAAAAGAAAAGUUUUUUAAAUAUUCCAAUUUUCUUAAAAUAUCAAGGAAAAAAAUUCAAAAAACUUUUUGUUUGCUUUGCUCAAUGAAGUUGUUUUUACGUUUUAUAAAUUUUUUUUGGAAAAAUGCGAUUCCUUAAUAAUGUGGUUGGAGAGCAAUGAAUGAAUUAGAACAUAGAGAACUGUUUUGAAUAUUGCAUUUUUUUAUCUAUUUUCUUCCGUAAAACGAAACAUUCCAAAAAAGUUCAAGCCAUUGGCAAUGACAUCAUUGAUAUGUGCAUAACAGGGUUGUUGAUAUCAGAAGUUCCCAACCAGACACAUGGAUAUGUAAAUUAAGAUCAAUUUUCAUUGAGAAUGCUGGAAAAAUGCAGAAAAUCUAGAAAAUUUGCAUAGAAGUGUCCUAAACAUCAAAAAAGCUGCUAGUCAUUUUAGAGCUCCUAUCAAACAUGAAUGGCAAAUUCAGAUAAAUCAGCAGAAAAAUGCAAAAAAUCUAGAACAUUUGUAUAAAAAACUUUGUCAUUUUGGAGCUCCAACCAGACAUGACUGGCAAAUACAGAUAAAUCAACAUUUCUGUGUAGAACAUUUGUAUUAAAAAAAUUUAAUGUCCUAAAGAUCAAAAUUGCUGUCAGUCAUUUUGGAGCUCCAACCAGACAUGACUGGCAAAUAAAGAUUAAACAACAUCCCUGGUGCACAAAAGUUUAAAGAGACUUACCUUCCAUAUAUGCAGCAUAUAGGUAGAAUUGGCAUAACUGCUUUGGAUUCUGUUUUUCUGUUGUAUAUUUGGCCUGAGAUAUGAAUGCACAUGCAAACUCUAACAAUCAUGAGCCAGAGCAGUCUAUUUUGUUUUAAGGGUAGAAUGAAUAGUUCAUUCAUACCUAUUCUACCUUCAAUUAAAAUGGACUGUUCGAGGUUAUAUUUUGAAUAGCCCAGAUAUGCAUAAAUAUCUUUUUCGUUGUAACUACGUUGUUAUCCCUAAAUAAAUCUAAUUAGCAUAUCUAUGAAUAAAUUUGAAUAUUAUGUUAAUGAGUUCUAUGCAAAUAUGAAUUUUCAAGUAUUAUAAUAUGUGUGCGUUAUAUUCGUAAUAUUUUUUGCUUUCAAUAAUCUACAGUUUCACGGCAAAUUGGGGGCUUAUUCUUGAAAACUUAACGCAAGAUUUGCUGUAAUCUGACUGGUCAAUCACUAAAUUUGAUUUUAAAUUUAGUUUUAUUAUCUAAUCAGAUUACUGUAUUUCUUAACUUAAGAUGAUUUUAGUAUUCCAGUCAUCUGAUUGGUCAAUCACUAACAUGGAUUUUAAAUUCAGUUUUAUUAUCCAAUCAGAUUACAGUAUUUCCAAACUUAUAGUGAUAUUAGUAUUCCAGUCAUCUGAUUGGUCAAUCACUAAAAUGGAUUAUAAAUUCAGUUUUAUUAUCCAAUCAGAUUACAGUAUUUGUUAAAAUCAUGAUUUUAGCUUAGUUAAGUUUUCGGAGAACGGCCCCUGAAUUAUUUUAAUUUUUGCUUGAUCUUGCCUGUACUUAGCAGUCAAUUAUUUUUGCUUUCUGUUUAUAUUCAACAGAUUUAAAGAGAUUGGAAAGAGGUUUUCUAAAUGUUUUAUGUGUAUCAAUUUACACCAUUCUAAUUUUCAAUCAGAUGUGUGUGGCUUUUGCAAAUCCACUAAAACUAAGCGUUGAUGACGUCAUUUAGUUUUAAUGGAAUUGCAGGAACCACACACGUCUGAUUGAAAAUUAGAAUGGUGUAAAUUGAUGAUAAAUUGAUCAGUGUCCCUGAUACACAUAAACAAUUUAGAAAACCUUUUUACAAUCUCUUUAAAGGCUGUUCUAGUUAGUAAACCCACUAGUUCUCAGUUGAAGAUGAAGUCAUCACUUAUUUUCAACUUUCAACAAUUUUUUUUUGAACAAAUUGUAUUUUAUUUGCUUCCACUAAUAAAUUCUGCUUUUUUUAGAUUGU
Messenger RNA from Lottia gigantea (owl limpet), 3966 nucleotides. RefSeq lists its product as hypothetical. NCBI's taxonomy places the organism in Eukaryota, Metazoa, Mollusca, Gastropoda, Lottiidae. The transcript is spliced from 8 exons. The coding region runs from base 15 to 899 and encodes 294 amino acids. The record is from RefSeq and is a predicted model, not a curated record.